Messenger RNA from Varanus komodoensis (Komodo dragon), 810 nucleotides. RefSeq names its product sulfotransferase 2B1-like. NCBI's taxonomy places the organism in Eukaryota, Metazoa, Chordata, Lepidosauria, Squamata, Varanidae. The transcript has 5 exons. Gene Ontology annotation, cellular component: cytoplasm. Gene Ontology annotation, biological process: sulfation. Gene Ontology annotation, molecular function: sulfotransferase activity. The record is from RefSeq and is a predicted model, not a curated record.
AUGUCAUCACUGACGUAUUUCACCCACAAAGGCACCCCUUUCUUAAUAGAUGAACACUCAGUGGAAACACUCAGCUUUGUGGAGAAUGAAUUCCAGCUCCUGGAUGACGAUACAGUGGUGGUCACUUACCCCAAGUCAGGCACCUUUUGGAUGCAAGAGAUCUUGGGCUUGAUCCGGCAUGAUGGAGACCCCUCAAGGGUCCAGAAUCUGGGCCUACCGCAGCGGCCCCCAUGGAUUGAGCAUGAGUAUUGCUUGAAGCGUGCCUUGGCACUUCCUCCACCCAGGCUGCUAUCCAGUCACCUGCCGUUUCAGCUCUUCCCUAAGUCCUUCCUCCACUCCAAAGCGAAGUCCCUCGACUGGAUGGCCAAAAACGCCUAUCCGGCAGAAAUCCCGAGCACACGGACUGGGGAGACAAAAGCCACCUCCGUCACUCCGUCCGCGUUGCACUGCAUGAUCCUCCAGCAAGAUGUUUUUCUCCAAGAGGAGCAGGACCGGGGAAAGGAGGUUGCCUUUGGUUCCUGGUCUGACCAUGUGAAAAACUGGCUGGAACUGAAGGACAGACCCAACUUCUUCUAUAUCACCUAUGAGGAGAUGCUGGCAGACCUGUGAGGCAGCGUGGAGAUGAUUUGCCACUUCCUUGGGAAAGAGCUGAACAGCCAGCAAGUGGACUCUGUGGUGGAAAAUGCCUCCUUUCACAAGAUGAAGGACAAUAAGAUGUCCAACUUCUCCCAGGUGCCGGACACAUAUGCUGACCACAAGAAGGGAUGCUUCAUGUGGAAAUGGAACUGCCUGGGUAUCAGCUGUUGGUAG